AUGUCGCUGAUCUCGGUGCACCUCGAGCAGAUUGGCUAUUCCUGCCAGGGCAUUAAUGACCUACCAUUUCCUCCGCCAAAAGUCUUCACAAAUGCCCUGCUUUCCAAUCAUGAUAUCACAUCCAUCAUUCGUGACACCGAACCUCAUGAGCGCGCUCUCUUCUCCGUACCGCCACCCCCUCCACCUUCAACGACCCUCAAACCCACCGAACCGGAGAAGAAAAAGUCCUCGAGUAGACGCCAGACUGUAUUCAACGUAGCUUCGGGUGAGGUAACCACGGGCCCCCCACCGCGCACAGGUACACAUCCUCGUCGACAGACCGCUGUGGCAGCUGUGCUGGGCGGCCAAAUGCACGAGGAAUUACGGCGCGGAGAGUCGGACCGCAGAGGUGAUGUAGACGUCAACGUCCUCCUUCGCGGAGCGGAGAAGCUCUGCGGCGUGUACGAGUUACCGGGUGCGCGGGAGCGCAUUGCUACGCUGAGGAGCAAACAUGCGCACGGGAAGAACACAGCGGCAUACUAUGAGGCGCGAGUUCAGGAGCAGGCAGACCAGUUGGCUACUCUUGAUCACCGGGACUACUUCGAUGAAGAAGAAGAGGAAGAAGAAGAAGGCGAUGUGUGGACUGAGGAUGAUUUGCGGCGGGAGGAGGAAGAGGCGAAGGAGAUGGAGGUCAAGAAGAGGGAGUUGCAGGUGAGACUAAGACAGAUGGAGAAGGAUCUGGGGGGAUUGAUGAGAAUGUGA
Messenger RNA from Fusarium pseudograminearum CS3096, 741 nucleotides. RefSeq lists its product as uncharacterized. The coding region runs from base 1 to 741 and encodes 246 amino acids. Gene Ontology annotation, cellular component: DASH complex; spindle microtubule. Gene Ontology annotation, biological process: attachment of spindle microtubules to kinetochore. The record is from RefSeq and is a predicted model, not a curated record. The transcript is spliced from 2 exons. NCBI's taxonomy places the organism in Eukaryota, Fungi, Ascomycota, Sordariomycetes, Hypocreales, Nectriaceae.